Gaeumannomyces tritici R3-111a-1 is the source of this 381-nucleotide messenger RNA. RefSeq lists its product as hypothetical. The record is from RefSeq and is a predicted model, not a curated record. The coding region runs from base 1 to 381 and encodes 126 amino acids. The transcript has a single exon. Lineage: Eukaryota; Fungi; Ascomycota; Sordariomycetes; Magnaporthales; Magnaporthaceae.
AUGCACCCGCAGCACGGCGGCAGCACCUACCAGAUGAACCUGGCCACGGACCCCGGCGCCCACCCGUCGGCGGCGACGCAGAACAGCACCAGUAGCGUCAACCCGUUCGGCGACCAUCACAGCUACGAAUACGAGGGUAGGGGGCGGGCGCCCGCCGCCACCGCAGCAGCAGCAGCCGCUCCGGCUAGUUUCAAGGCGCGCGCCGGCGGCGUCAACCCGUUCGACGACGACGCGGCCGACCCGAGCAACCUCGGCCUGCGCGGGGUUAGCCCGCGGCCCAUCAACACCGCGGCCGCCCCUGGGGGUGCACCAAAGUCGGGGAGCGGCGGGAGCCCGACGGAGAGGGCCGAGAGGAGGUCGAUAUUCCGGGAGAACAUGUGA